Messenger RNA from Phascolarctos cinereus (koala), 4290 nucleotides. It is a transcript of the gene NELFA, whose product is annotated as negative elongation factor complex member A. Gene Ontology annotation, biological process: negative regulation of transcription elongation by RNA polymerase II. NCBI's taxonomy places the organism in Eukaryota, Metazoa, Chordata, Mammalia, Diprotodontia, Phascolarctidae. Gene Ontology annotation, cellular component: NELF complex. The record is from RefSeq and is a predicted model, not a curated record.
UCCUCUAGAGCUCCGAUCCAAUAGGACGCAGGUACGGCCGUGAGACGUGACGUCACCCCGGCCUCGCCCUCGGUCGGCCCGCCUGCCUUCGGGCGGGCGCCGCCAUGUUGCGGGGUCCUCGCUCCGGGCGUGUAGGUGUCUCCAUAAGAUGCCGGCGGAGCGCUUCCCCCCUCUUUUCUCCCCCAAGAUGGCGUCCAUGCGGGAGAGCGACACCGGCCUGUGGCUGCACAACAAGUUGGGGGCGACGGACGAACUGUGGGCGCCGCCGAGCAUCGCGUCGCUGCUCACGGCCACGGUCAUCGACAACAUACGUCUCUGCUUCCACAACCUCUCGUCUGCCGUGAAGCUGAAGCUGCUGCUCGGGACGCUGCAUCUUCCUCGACGCGCCGUGGAUGAGAUGAAAGGAGCAUUGACUGAAAUUAUCCAGCUUGCAACCUUGGAUUCAGACCCUUGGGUCUUAAUGGUAGCUGAUAUUUUAAAAUCGUUCCCAGAUACCGGUUCACUCAACCUUGAUCUUGAAGAACAGAAUCCCAAUGUUCAGGAUAUUUUAGGAGAGCUUAGAGAAAAAGUUAGUGAAUGUGAAGCAUCUGCUAUGUUGCCUUUGGAGUGUCAGUACUUAAACAAAAAUGCCUUGACCACACUUGCUGGACCACUCACGCCCCCUGUGAAGCAUUUUCAGUUGAAAAGAAAGCCGAAAAGUGCCACUUUGAGAGCAGAGCUCUUGCAGAAAUCCACAGAGACUGCCCAGCAGCUCAAGAAAACAGCUGGAGUACCUUUCCAUGCCAAAGGAAGGGGAUUGGUCAAAAAAAUUGAUACCACAACACCUCUUAAAGGCAUCCCGAAACAGGCUCCUUUCAGAAGCCCAACCACACCCAGUGUUUUUAGUCCUGCUGGAAACCGGACUCCAAUCCCCCCUUCUCGAACCCCUCUACGAAAAGAACGGGGAGUGAAGUUACUAGAUAUUUCAGAGCUGGAUAUGGUUGGUGCAGGCCGAGAGGCAAAAAGAAGAAGAAAGACUUUAGAUACAGAAGUUGUGGAAAAGCAAGCCAAAGAAGAAACUGUUGUCGAAAACGCUACUCCUGAUUAUGCUGCUGGCCUUGUCUCUACCCAGAAACUUGGUUCUUUGAACAAUGAGCCUGCACUACCUUCUACAAGCUACUUGCCUGCAACUCCAAGUGUGGUUCCAUCAUCAUCCUACAUACCAAGCUCUGAAACACAGCCAGCUCCUUCGGCUCGAGAGACCUUGCAGACUAUCCGGCAGCCAGACGAGCCUGCAACCGCAAACACUACUCUUCCUGCUCAGUUCAAGCAGAGGACACCCCUAUACAACAGCAAUGCCAACCCUGCUCCUGCAGCUGCUGCUCCACCUACCUCACCUCUGACCCCUACGACCCUGCCUGCUGUCGCCCCUGCAGCACAGACUCCUCCCGUGGUGCCACAGACCCAGCCAGCCCCCCAGCCGCAACCCAAGAAAGGUCUAUCCCUCACGAGGGAGCAAAUGUGUGCUGCACAAGAAAUGUUCAAGACUGCAAACAAAGUGACCAGGCCCGAGAAGGCGCUCAUCCUGGGCUUCAUGGCAGGAUCCAGGGAGAACCCUUGCCAAGAGCAGGGUGACAUCAUUCAGAUCAAGCUCAGUGAGCAAGAAGUUCUUGACAAAGCUGACGGCACGGGAAGCACCACCAUGUUAGUUGACACAGUCUUUGAAAUGAACUAUGCCACUGGCCAGUGGACCAGGCUCAAGAAGUAUAAGCCCAUAACAAAUGUUUCCUAGAGGACCCAGGACGAGACUGCGGGGACCGAGCCAGAAUGGGCAGCCGCCUCUGCUGAAGAGAUGGCAGAGAUGGCCCUUGACCCAAGGACAUCCACACUCUGUUUCUUGUUCCCUUCCAGGCUAACUUUUACCCAGCCCCACCUUGGGAGUGUGCUCUGAGUGACAGCUGCACAGACUGAGGCCUGGUAGAUUGGUAGGGUUUCUAAAAUGAAAAAGGUGGACUGCGUGUGCCACGUCCUAGUCCUUCCUCCAAGAACUUCCUCUCUGGAUGAGCAAAGCUCCAUUCCAAACCUGGGGAGGAAAGAUGAUUUAUGAGAUUGCUUUCAAAUUUUCUCUUAAGCUAAGAUGAUAAAUUCCCUGCAGAUUUGUACGACCUUGUGCUUUAGCUCAUUUUGCUAGGAAAAAAAAAUGGCAUGUGAGGCGAGUUGGGCGAUCCUGUGCAGUCUGAAUGCAUUCAUGUCAGUGCACUAUAAAAUAAGGACUCCCAGAAGCAUUAAUCUCUCUUUAGCCUAGAUGAGCACCCCAUUUACCCCUUAGUAUUGGGACGUCAAGUAUUGCCAAAACUAACACUCUCACAUUGCUUGCAAACUAUCUGAUUGGCCCUUUGCCUUGCUGGCAGUCUGGCUGGACAUCGGUGGCAUCUGCCCCCGGGCUUCCAAGGGCCGCAGCAUCGAGAAAGGUCGCAUAAUUUUGAGUAGGCCAUGGUGUGAGGUGAGAUGGGUUGUCAUGCUGGUCCUCAGACUUAUCCAAGGGCGGGCAUGCUCACAGUGUGAUGGCUUCCUUCUUCCUGGGGGCGUAGGAAAGAGGUGAGAACAGCUAUGAGAAUGCAUACGAAAAGCUGGGGCUUCUGCCCUGGUUGCAGAGACUUAAGGCUAGGUUUAUUUUUAUCUGUUCACAGGCCAUGUGAAUGGUCUUAGUGCUGGGACCCCAGGGGAGCAUGGGAGCAGAUCUCUGGCCAUUUAAGCCCCUCUUACUUGUUGGGUAGAGCCUUAAGAACUAUUUGAGGUCUUUAAACCUGUUUGUGUGUGUACAGUGGGCAUGGCCCUCACUUCUGGCUUCUUCAGUCACAUCAUCAGGAGAGGCAACAUGUUGAUCUAAACUGAUUCUAGCUUUUCCUUUUUGGUUCAAGUCUGAAACAAUCAAGACCUUUGGUUUGGGGUAGGGGAUGGGGUUGGAGCAAUAAUUCAGAGGUGCAAAGCCAGAUUGUUACUCUGAAGAUAAAUGUUUACAUGUGUAGUGUCAGCUGGUAGCAGCGGCACAAGGAUUGGGCCCCACGGGGGGGGUUCCUAUGGUUGGUGUUUGCUGGAGGGUCAUUUCAGAGCCACUCUGUGUUAUCUGACCACUCCUGACCAUGUGGUGUGCAGGUACCGCCUGCGUUAGUUUUCAGAGUAAGUCCUCUGGAAUGAAUGGUAGGGUUGGUUUUAGUUAUUCCUGGGGGGGAGGGGAAGAGAAGACUUGGGGUGUUCUUUUUUAGAUGUUUUGUUUUGGGAUUUAAUGUUACAUUUUGCAAAGCUAAAUUUAACCAAAAAAAAAUAAGUUAGAGAGUUUUCUUAAUUUUAGUGACUGAUAUUCCUGUUGGCCUUUUAUCCAACUUAAAUUUUUUUAAACAGAAAUCCUGGUAAUUGUUAACUGAGUUAUUUUUCUAUUGAGAUGUAUCUGUGUGUGAGUAGAAAGUUAACUGCUUUGAACUGCAGGACCUGGCUGCAAGCAUAGAACACAGAGUGGUGUUGGAGACUUGCGGCCUUUGCAGUUGGGAGAGUUCUUCCCCUCCCGUGAUGUGGGCUCAGACCAGCCUGAGGGUGACGGUGACCAGACACGGCCACUCCAUCCUCCAGAGCUGAGGUGGUAUCCAUGGGCUCUCUGGUGGGCGGGAAGUAGAAGUGAUGAUUCCUGUGGGGUGCUGGGGCCAGAGUCAGUCACUGGAGGAGCAUAGAGGCAAGGGGAGGAGUGGCUGCAGCCCUCUGGAGAGGGGCUCCCACUUCUGAGUUUCCUGCGUGUAUGUGUUAAUACUUUCUUGUAUUUCAGUAGAUACCGAAAUACGUCGUCAGAUUUAAAGAGUAGACAGGAGUGUGCCGCCUUCCACAGUUUCAGCACAAAGGCCUGUUACUGCUGCCCCUUAGCAAAACAAGUUAUUUCUUUAACUUUCUCAGUCCAGCUACUGAUUUGGGGGGAAAGGGGUUAGUUCAGUUUUGGUAGGCUUUAAUGAAGCAAAAAGCCAACAGUAGUUCACCUGUUUUUGAAUAAUUAUCUUAGGAAGUUGCUAAACACAGAAGAUCCUCCAUCCCUUGGGUGGGUCAGUCCAUGUUGCGUCAAGGGGCCAUCAUAGCGUCAGACAAUUCAGAAGAAAGCAAGAUGUGUUUCCUGCAUUUGAUUCUCUAGGGAACGGGAGCAUUUUGCUGUUUCAUGAGGAAAUGCUCUCCCCCUCUGAAAUUGGUGUUUGCUUUGCUGUGCUGCUGCCAGGCCCUCAGCAGCAUGGCAGGGUCCUGAGAGCCAGACGGCAGCACUUUUCCUGGAGCCAG